Molecule: messenger RNA, 2804 nt
Organism: Balaenoptera acutorostrata (minke whale)
Lineage: Eukaryota; Metazoa; Chordata; Mammalia; Artiodactyla; Balaenopteridae
Gene: BSND
Product: barttin CLCNK type accessory subunit beta
Exons: 4
Coding region: 239-1195 (318 amino acids)
Biological process (GO): chloride transport
Cellular component (GO): basolateral plasma membrane
Molecular function (GO): chloride channel regulator activity
Source: RefSeq, a predicted model, not a curated record
UGAGAGGGAGUGAAGGUGGGAGCACGUGGCCACCCAAGCGUAGCUCCUCCAGCCUGGAGAACUGGUGCUCCCAGGGGCUGAGCUGGACCCGAAGGGAGCCUCCCUCCCUCUUACCUUAAGCCCUGAUCUGCAGCGAUCCCGGAGCGUCACUCCUCCGGUGUGAGCGUGUGGAGACGGCUGGCUGGUUCAUUGGCGUCCCUCCGCGGGUGGCGCACAGGCCAGGCCUGGCCAGGCAGCGAUGGCUGAUGAGAAGACCUUCCGCAUCGGCUUCAUCAUGCUGGGGCUCUUCCUGCUGGCCCUCGGCACGUUCCUCAUGAGCCACGACCGGCCCCAGGUCUACGGCACCUUCUACGCUGUGGGCAGUGUCAUGGUGAUCGGGGGUGUCAUCUGGAGCAUGUGCCAGUGCUACCCCAAGAUCACCUUUGUACCUGCUGACUCUGACUUCCAAGGCAUCCUGUCACCGAAGGCGCUGGGCCUGCUGGAAAACGGGCUCACUGCUGAGAUGAAGAGCCCCCGGACCUCCUACGUCAGGCUGUGGGAGGAAGCCGCCUAUGACCAGAGCCUGCCGGACUUCAGCCACGUGCAGAUGAAGGUCAUGGGCUACAGCGAAGACCCCCACCCCGUCCUGGCUCCUAAGCCGGGACGGCCACAGCCAGGAGCCAACGAUGGGGGAGAAGGUGGUCCUCGCGACCCUCAGGCCUUGUUGGAAGCCGCCGUGGUCAUCCACAGAGGCUCGGACCAGGACGAGGGAGAAAGAGACCCAAGUCAGGGCAGGCCCGGCCCCCCGACCUGUCCCCAGGGCCCUGCACCCUUGGCUUCCUUCCAAGAUGACCUGGACGUGGGCCCCAGUGAGGGCAGCAGCCCCAACCUGGUACCAUCUGAGGGGGCGGAGCCCCGGCCUGCACCCCCGGAGCCCCAGGCUUGCAGGUGCCGGCUGGACCGCUUCCACGACUUUGCCCUGAUUGAUGCCCCAGCGUUGGAGGGUGUGCCUCCAGAGAAGCAGCUACAGGUGGCAGCCCUGCCCAGCUCCUGGCAGAGACCCCCGAGGGCAAAGCGGGAGGAAGAGGAGGCUUCGGACGCAGGUACAGAGGAGCCGGAGCAGGAAGAGGAAGACUUGUACUACGGGCUUCCCGACAGCCCUGGGGACCCCCUUCCAGAUAAGGAACUGGGCUUUGAGCCCGACGCCCAGGGCUGACAUGGAACUGCUCCCUGGGUUCUAGCCUGGCUCCGGGGCUAACCCCGACGUGACCACACAGGACUUCAGUUUCACUACCUGCAAAAUGGGGUUAGAUGGAGGUUCACAGGAGACAGUGGACCCGAGAGCAUUUUGAGAACUGCACAGAAAUGCACAGGGAGGAGAUGACUACAUUACUGGGCCAUUGCUGUUCCGAUUAUUAAUACUUUUUGUAAAGCUUUGAAGGUAAAACAUGAUUAGUUGAGAAGAUCUGCAGCAGCCAGGGCCCUCAAGAGCCCUUUCUGCCUCCCCCCAGAGCUGGCCUCUGAGCAGGAACCCUCCUGGGUGCUACCCCCGUGUCCCCGAUCCUCUGUGAAGGCCUCUCAGGGUUCUCGUUCCUGUUGCGUCUUUUAGUGCAGCCGGGGGAUGGCGUGAUUCGUCUUCACUCAGAGCUGACGUCCCCGGCCCGCAUCCCUCCUGUGGCUCCUGUAACUCUGGGAUCCAACACCUUCCAUGAGUGACCUCUGCUGACCUCCCAGCUUUCUCCCUGGUCAGCCCCACCCCACGCUCACCCUGCUGCCCCAUGCCCUUGCCAAGCUGUCUCCUCUGCCCGGAUGCCCUUUGUCCCCUGUCUGCCUGGCAAAUUCAGGCUCAUCCUUCAAACCUCUGCACAGACAUCCCUCUUCUGAAAGCUUUUCCUGAUGUCACCACUUCUGGGCCGAGUUAGUUCUGGCUCCCGUGUGCCACCUCUGGGCCAUCUCUGGGCCUUGUGCAUUUAUCAUGGAGCAUGGCUGCCUGCUCAAGGUCAGCACCUUUGCUUUACUCACCUCGGUCUCUCCUGUGCCCAGCUGGUGGUCACCGAGCAUGUACAGAAGUGACCAGAACCCACGAGCCUUUUGCAGGGAAUGCUGCCUCCCCCACUUCCCUGAGUCUCAGACUCCUGACUUAACUAACUUGGUUCAGGUGGCAUUUACUGAGCAUCUACUGUGUGCCAGACACUAAGCUGGGAUCUUUAGGAGGAAAGAGACACAAACUGAUGACAGUUCUCACCCUCGAAGGGCUCCCAGUCCACUGAGCCUGGUGUCUUGUAAGUUAGCACAGAGUGCAGAGCACAAACUGAGGUGGGAACAGAGGAGUUAAAAAUUGUCACACCAGAAGCAGCAGAGUGACACCCACGCAACCGUUGGGGCCAUCGAGCGCAGGGACAAAUAGCUCCAGCUGCCUGAGCAGCCCCUGGAGAUAUCACCGUAUGGUAGCAUCACCGAGUGACGCUUUUCUUAGGCUGAUCUCUGCAAAGCCCCUCUGCGCCCCGUCAAAGGGAUGGUGGCACUACCUCAUCCUACGUCCCCACAUUCAGAGCUUGCAGCCUGGGCCUCCUGAGAGGGCUGGCCUUCACCUGGGCUGGGCCUCUGGGUCAGGGUUGGGGUCACGGCCAAGGGAAGGGCACGCCCCUAGGACCCCCUCCCUCUCCUUUCUGGGUCAUUGCUACCUCCCGUAGGAAAGCCUCUGCUGUAACAGAUGUUCCUGCUCACGGCCCGUUCCUGCUCUCUGCUCACUCACGCAGGGAAGGGGUGACCGCAUCAGAAAGAACACCAGUGUGAAAGGCUAAAAUAAAAAAGUUUUCAGUGUU